This is a messenger RNA of Myxocyprinus asiaticus (Chinese sucker), 5482 nucleotides long. Its product is annotated as rho-related GTP-binding protein RhoA-D. The record is from RefSeq and is a predicted model, not a curated record. Bases 248 to 829 code for a protein of 193 amino acids. Gene Ontology annotation, molecular function: GTP binding; GTPase activity. The transcript is spliced from 6 exons. NCBI's taxonomy places the organism in Eukaryota, Metazoa, Chordata, Actinopteri, Cypriniformes, Catostomidae. Gene Ontology annotation, biological process: small GTPase-mediated signal transduction. Gene Ontology annotation, cellular component: neuron projection.
ACAUUCAGCAGCGCAGCGGUCGAGUGUAAUCCCCAUUACAGCGGGCGGGUCCUCUUUGAGUCAACCCUCGUCUUUUAGCAAUAAUCCUGGGGAAUUUCUCCACAUUGCGCCUAAAACUUAGACACACGAUCGCCGGGACCACAGGGAAUCUAAACCGCGCGAGAAAAUAAGGGACCAACAGAGUUGAAUCUUUGUUUGUGUUCAGCAGAAGAAAGAAAGUCAUACACAUCUGGGAUGGAAUGAGGGCAUGGCAGCCAUACGGAAAAAGCUGGUGAUCGUGGGUGAUGGAGCCUGUGGGAAGACCUGUCUACUUAUAGUGUUCAGUAAAGACCAGUUUCCAGAAGUCUAUGUGCCCACUGUGUUUGAGAACUACAUAGCAGACAUUGAAGUAGACAGCAAACAGGUGGAGCUGGCAUUAUGGGACACAGCUGGACAGGAGGACUACGACCGUCUCAGACCUCUGUCCUACCCAGACACAGACGUCAUCCUCAUGUGCUUCUCCAUAGACAGUCCAGACAGUUUAGAGAAUAUCCCAGAGAAAUGGACACCUGAGGUGAAGCACUUCUGCCCAAAUGUUCCCAUAAUUCUCGUUGGAAAUAAGAAAGAUCUGAGAAAUGACGAGCACACACGGAGGGAGCUGACCAAGAUGAAGCAGGAACCGGUUAAACCAGAGGAGGGCAGGGACAUGGCAAACCGUAUUAGCGCCUUUGGCUACCUGGAAUGCUCUGCUAAGACUAAGGAUGGAGUAAGGGAGGUAUUUGAAAUGGCCACUAGAGCGGCGCUGCAAGUCCGCAAGAGAAAGAAGAGGAGCGGCUGCCUGCUGUUGUGAGAGAAUUUUCCGGCCUUUCUGAGAAUGACCCGGAAUGUUCUUUUACAACUUUCAGCUGACCAGGAAAUACCAAACUCUGCAAGAUCUUUGACCAAACAGCAUAAAUACACUGUACUGUAUGUCACAUUUCAUGCAAACCAACCAACAGGUGCGAAAUGUAAAGAAAGUUAAUAAAAUAUGCAUUGAAAGAAUAUGGGCUGGGCGGAAAGGCAGGUUACAUAAAUAAAUGGCAUGCCUUGAUUUAGUUUUCCUCUAUGGCACAAUUUUCUCCGCAUACAAAAUAGUUUAUUCUCCAGCUUGUCCUGUAAAUAUGAAAUCAACAAUAAUUGUAUUUUUGCACAUUUAUCAUUCAGCCAUUAUAACCUUGACAGAAACGUUUUCCUUUUGAACUUUUUCAGAUUAUUGUUAUCUAAAUUAAAAUAACAGAAUAGAAAAAGAGCACACAAUUUAGUGAUGGAAUCAGUGCCUUUUGUGAACGUUCCCUCCAGAAUUUGAAUGUACUUUGCAAAGUGCUAGUUUUGAACUUCUCUUGGGACUGUACUUUUUUUUUUUCUUUUUUUUUUUUUUUAAAUAGUCAAUACAUUUAUGAGCUAAUUAAAUAUAUUUAAAAAUGCAAAAUCUCUAUUAUUAUUAUUAUUAUUAUUAUUGGCUAUAUUUAUAGUGUAGGACCCUUUGUUCCCUAAGAAUCACAAAUUACAGCACAUAAAUAUAAUGUGAAACCCCAGUCACAAAACCAGAUGGGAGUGUGACAUUUUUCAUUUGUGUUAUCCUAUUCAUCCUCCACACAGGCAUAAACAUGCAUAUGUACACAUUGACAGUGCUCUGUAGAUACUAAACUGGUUGAACCUGCCCCGGAUGUCCUCACAGAGAACUGUCACCUAAUCUGACUACAUUGUCCUGACAUUAGCUGGCUUAAAGGACACAUGCUCAAGUAUUGUUAAUGGGAAAAAAAUAAAAUAAAAUUCAGAUGAGAUCACCUCUGAAUGUUUCUAGUCCCGAGAAAUGUCAAAUAAAUACACAAACUAAUCUAAUAUUAAUUUAAAUCAAAGUCAUUAUUUACUCAUUGGAACCCUUAAGUCGUUCCAUACCCGUAUUAUUUUAUUUUAUUUUUUGCAUAAAACAGAAAAGAGAUUUUUUUUUUUUGAAGAAUCUUACGGUAGCUUUUUCUUACAAUUCAUAGCAACCAGCUCCAAAAAUAACCAAAAACAGCAUAAAAGUAGUCGAUAUGACUUCUCAAGCGGUAUGCUAGGUUGAAAUGAAAAUGUAAUAUACACAAAUUUAAACUGCCGUGUUGCUUACAGUUAUGACACAAACUCAGACCUGGCACAACGUGUCGACGUAGAGUUUUUGAAUUUCAAUGCGAAUGAGAUUUCAGAGCUUUUGGAGGAGAGUAAGAUCAUCAACUUAAAUUUCGUCCUUGUCAAAGUUGUCAAAGCAAAAAAAAAAAAAAAAAUUGUAUUCAAUCGAGAGAAAAAAAAUAACAACGGCAUUCAGGUUUGGAAGAUUGAGUUAAUAAUGACAGAAUUUUCAUUUUUGAUCUAGCUUUUUUCCUUUAAUGAGGUUUAUUUGGGUAGUAAGAGGAGGCCUUGAGUGCCUUCCCAGUUCCCACGGAAACAUGUGCCUUUAGUCAUCAGUCUGUUAAUGCAGAUGGGUUGAGGAGCAAGGGUUGGGUAAUGUUGAGCUUAGCCAGAUGAAUGUUUUUGUGCACACAUGCAUUUUAUCACAUGAUCAGUGUUUGUGCAUGCUAGUUAUCAUGUUUUCGGCCAUAGCUUCCUCAACUCUAGUAAUAAAACCAUAGCUAAUUUGUGCAGAGUUGCAUUUGUCACUGUCUAAAUGAAGAUCUGUAGCUUUAAACUGGUGUUGUAUGCAACAUAAACAGCAUUUCCUAUUCUGUCCUCUGCUGGUGCCAUGAGAUGUUUGGCCUGAGCUAAGUUAGUAAUGCCACAUAAAUCUGCUCUGUGUUUGCUGUCUUUGUUUACCGUUUCAGAGUGGUGAACUCAUAAGCAUGGUGUAGCUCUGUUUCUCUCGACUUCUACUGUAAAAUAAGACGGUGAAUCUCAAGAAAAGCGUCGAACAAUAUUCAGGUCAUUCUUCAUCCCGAGAUCAAAAAAACAUUGUAUUUUACUCAAAGAAAAUUAAGCCUAUUUUAAUUACCAUUUCGAUUUUUUUUAUUUUUUUUUGUGCAUUUUUUUAAACACAUUUGAGGGGUCGUUCAGACCAAACGCGUUAUUACAUUACAAAAAGCUAGACACAGCUCAAAAAAAAUCAAAUGGAGCACAGGUGUUUCGAGGUGUUUUUAAAAGUUUGAGGGGUCGUUCAGAACGAACGCGUUCUUGUACUAAAAAAAGCAAGACUGUGCAACGAAUAUAACAACGCAGGUGUCUAAAGACGCCUAUUUGAAGUUUUUAGGGCCGUUCAGAAUGAACACGUUUUUAACUUUACAAGCAAGACACAGCAACACGUUUUAAGUUUAAGGGGCCGUUCAGAACGGACGUGUUCUUGCACUAAAAAAAAAUCAAGACACAGCACAACAAAUGUCUGAUUCUUGAGAUAAGGGACAAAACAUGUUUUAAAUCCAAGUUUUUUAAUAAAUCUAGUUUUUUAAUUUGUACAUUUAUUUAUUUUUUUAAUACUAAAUUAAUUUGAAAUGGAUAUAUUUGUAGACAAAGGUCCAAGCUAACAAACCAUGUAAGGGGACAAUUUUUUAUAAAAAAUGCUUUUUUCUGAAAAUUGACAUUUAUUCACUUACAGUACAUCUUACUGUAAUUUAUGUAAACUCCGUCAGACACCCUAAAGGGCAUGCUAUUUUAAUUUGAUCCAUCAAACAAGAGUGUAAAGUCUUUAAUUAACUAAUAAUAGUGUUCAGUAAAGGAGUUAAGUGAUAAAAUACAUUAUAUACUUAUUUUUCUGUUUUCUCACUAUUCUGAAAAUUCUGACGGAGUUGACAAAAUUGAAUCUUUUUCCAUCUUAGCCAUGUGUUGUGCACUGGAGCCAUUUUGUUUUUUCCUCUGUUAAAGCUGAGUGUAUAACCUAAAGUAAAAUGUCAAAAUUAUUCUACAAUUCUUAACAGAAAUGAUCACAAUGGGAUGACGGAGUUGACAUGUUGAAGCUGUGACCGCAGAGACUUAAACAUUGUGUUUAAAAUAUAAAAAAUAAAUAAAACUUACCAGACCACGUGUCCUACUGUUGCAUCCAUAAUGAGCAGGAAUGGAGUACUGAGAGUUAUUGCCAACAAAGACCUUGUCUGAUAUAUUCAGGAUUAUAUUUUUGACGAAAAGUGAGGACACAGCUUUGAUUUACAACUUCAGUUUUAUAUGGAAAAUAAAGUUUACUGUAUGUAUUGUUUGAUAUCUUACAGAUCCCUACCUUUCAUUUCAUAUUUAUGAAUAUGUUGCAUUUUUAAACACUUUAAUAAAGCAGUUUAAUAUUGUGACCUCUCGUGGAGGACAGGUUAAGUUACAUGUGCUUCCAAGUAUAGAGCUUGCAUUUAAAACAAUUCUAAUCCAAUUAUAUAAAAAUAUAAGUAAUGAAUGCCCUGAGAGUGUACGCAUUUCCUUUGGAUUUAACUUUUCCAGUAUUUUUAUUAUUAUGAAUUUCUUGAUUUUCAACAUAAAGAGGACUUUUUUGAUCUUGGAUAUGUUUUGUCUCUUAUCUCAAGAAUAAGUGAAAAACAACGGCAUUCUGAACGAACUCAUUCUUGCGCACAAAAAGCAAAUGCAACGCAACAAAUUUAACUGAAUGCAGGUGUUUCAGGAUGCGUUUUACAAGCAGACAUUCUUUUUAACUUGACACGGUGUCUUAAAAAUGCCGUGCUUCUGCAUGAGUUGGUGAAAAAGCAGUUGGAUGCGGCACAACAGUCAAAAUGUCUAUCUAGUGCAUGUUUACAUAGAAAAACAGUGCGGAUUGCUGCAAAAACGCAUUCUGUGUAAACGGUCCCGUGGUUAUUUUCAAAUGUUACGCUCAUAGCACAAGACGCUGUGCCAUGGUCAGUGAUGUCAAUCUAGUGCAUAUUUACACAGAAAAACAAUUACAAAAUGCGUAGACAGACGCAUGUCUGUCGUUCAGUGUAAACAGCCCGUUGGAUUGUUUCAUGUCUAGGUCCGGCAAGUAGCACACAGUACGCUAAACUAACCAUCUAGUUUAUUCUUGAACACUAUGCCAUGGAAUUCUAAGUUAUUAAACAAGGCGUUAUUAAAACGUACUGAAAUGCACUGACUGUACAGUACAAUGCACAAGUAACAUCCCACUAGACAAAGUAAAAAUUACAAAACUACUCACAAAUAAGAGGAACAUGUUUUUUUUAAUUAUUAUUAUUAUUAAUUUGAGGAAUCAUUAAUAAAACCUUGUUAUUGAAAAUGCAGAUGUGACUACAGAACUGUUUCCAUUGCUGUCUGCAUGAGCAAAUUCCUGGUUACAACAGCAACCGCUCUUGACAUAUGGAGCUCUUCAUCAGGCUCUAAGAUCAAUCUUCUGCUGUGUGUUCAUAUGGUCACUUCCUUUUUUCUGGAAGUAAUAAAUAUGAUUUAUUAAUCCAGAUUUUUAUGAGCGCUCAUAGUAACAAUGCUUUGUAAACGGGACUAGUAUUGUAGUAAAUGUUUGAAUGAUGUAAAACCGACCUAUGUUAAUAAAAUAUUUUUUCGAAAAACAAAAUAA